Rhizopus microsporus ATCC 52813 is the source of this 755-nucleotide messenger RNA. RefSeq lists its product as uncharacterized. NCBI's taxonomy places the organism in Eukaryota, Fungi, Mucoromycota, Mucoromycetes, Mucorales, Rhizopodaceae. The transcript has a single exon. The coding region runs from base 353 to 754 and encodes 133 amino acids. The record is from RefSeq and is a predicted model, not a curated record.
GGAUAACGAACUAUUCAUAUUUGGCUUACAGUGUCAAGAAGAUCACCCGAGCAAAUCUCUCAUAAUGGACACAGAAGAUUUAAGCUACAUUGAAUACUGUAUCUUUACUAAAGAAGAACUCGAUAAAAUCCUUAUCUUUGAAAAGAAAAGGCUGCCUUUGCCUCCAUUACAUGUAUUAAAGCAUAUGGACGAGCACAAUCUGAAAAUCAACCGCUGAUAUCCGUUCUGCUUUGAAGAAAAAUCACACUUUUGAAAAUAGCCCAGAUAAAGACAUAGAUUGGGCCAAUUACACAGUGUGCAGUUUAUUACGUGAAUAUGAAAGUGGGAAUAUGGAGAAGCACCAUUCCAAAAUAUGAUACCAAACGCAUACCUGGAGAAUGAUAGAGCAUGUUUUGAUAAGUUUGAGGUUUUGGAAGCAGCCGUUGGUGAGCCAAUGAGUAUCACUAAUCAAAAAGAAAGAACCAGAAGAGGACUAUCGGCGGUAUCGAACCGAUGGCUAGAAGGAGCAUGGACCACAAAUGCGAUUCUGCGUUUAGGACAUAUCAAGUACAACAUAGCAGAGGCUUUGAGUUUGGUGCGACUAAAGCCAGUUAAAUACAGUGAUUCUUCGCGACAUAUAAAAGACGCAUUACACAAGCUACUACAGACCCUGAGAGAUAUACUUGACGACCUGAUUGAAAAUAAGCCAGAACUUUCAGGAUCUUUGCAAACGGUCGGCUUCAUUCACUCUGGCUUAACCAGUAUCAUGUUCUAAG